CUUUCAUGUUGUAUAAAAAAACACCGCCAAAUGAAAACAAACAACAGCUGCUUUUGACAACACCCACAAAGCGCAUGCGUAAUUUUUUUCGUUGUUACACAAAUGUCAGACAUGAAACAAUUUUAUCCUAGUUUUGGCAUUUUGUAACACAAAUGAGGGUGGAAUUCGGUAGUUGCCUUGCAAACGGAUACGUACUGAUACAUUCAGGACAGUUAAAAAGUUAGUCAAGGAAAAUAUACAUAAGUGUUCUCACGGGGAAAUCGCAGCUGCUGGUAAAAAAAAAAAUUAUAAAAAAAAAAAAAAAUGUAUAGUAUAUUUAAGCGACUAUGUGAUUAAAAAAUAGUGAAAAUAAAAACCAGUGCAUUCAAAGAAGUACAGAAAAGUUAAAGAGCUGCGUUUAAAGCAAAAAAUUUAAUUUAACUAGUGGCUAAAGUGAAAGAAUUUGUAGAAAUCAAACUGCACUUAAGAUAGAAUGGCUAAAAAAAUAUCCUUCAAUGUCGUUUUCGCCUCCGAUGAGGAUCCUGCCUUUCCAGCCAGCGAGCUUAACACCCACGGUCCGACAGUGCAUGGAUGGCGUAGCGCGCCGGGCAGCACCAUAACACCGCACGAUAUAGUUUUACGUUUUCAUAAGCCCGCUAAAAUUUAUCGCAUACAAAUCUUAGCACAUCAGUUCCUUAUACCCGAGAAAGUCGAACUAUGGCUUCACUACUCCCCAAAGGGUAUACCUAGCACUCCAUCCUCGCAGUGUUUCGACUUCCUAGGUUUUGUCGCGCUAUCCGACAACGCCGCUACCAAUUACAAGUCGCGCGAACUGCAAAGCGUUUCGGUGAAUCCGCGACGUGGCACACAUUUAAAGUUACGUCUAAGCAGCGCGCAUCGAAACGACUACAAUCCAGAUGGGCAAAUUGCGCUGAUUGCGGUCAAUGUCUUGGGCGAGGAAUUGAAUAAGAAUGUUGCUACUGUAGCGUUGGAUGGUGGCGCGCAGGUGGAUUCACAAGCACAGUUACCUGCUGGAAGCAACGGUGCGGCAACGUCGAGCAAUGAGUCGAGCAACGCGGACGUAGCUGCUCAAACAGGCGCUAACGCUGGCACCGCCGAACCAACGUUGAUGUCUAUUUGCGAUGAUUUGCUCUUUUCCAUGUAUGUCGAGGAGUCCAUAGCGGAGAUUAUACGCGAAAUGGAAGAGAAGAAAUUGCAAGCGGUGGGCGCGGAACGCUUCGAAUAUGCACGCAAGCUAAAGUUGUGUAUGACAUCGUUGCGUACCGCUGGCGAGCGGUUGGGCCGUUACGCGCUCGCUAAGCGGCAAGCGGUGCAACAGGAGGAUUUCACCACAGCCAAGUUGCGAAAGGAACAAAUCGAAAUGUACAAGGCGCUUGUAUUGAAGCAUUUGUUGGUGCUCGAUUUAUUGGAAGCGGAUGGCUUGAACGCUUCCAAUGACAUGGCGUGCGAAGUGUAUGCCAGCAAACCGAUAUUACCACCAGCGCCUAGCUUACAAGAUGUCGCACAAGCGCUAGCGGAAGCGCACUAUCAAACAAGCACAAUGAGCCCAAAGAGUCUGCAAGAUGAUCGUUCCUCAACAGAUGGUUGUUGUUCGAGCAGUGUUGGAGGCGUACAUUCAGCAACAGCUGCUGCAGCACAACACAAUGCCAACGACGGCGUGUCACUACAAUCAAAUGCAGCACUGCGUAAAUCACACGACGACAUACCAAUUUCACCAAAAUUAGGGAAAGGGCGAAGUCCAAGUCGACACAGCUCGCCAAUGUCUAGCCGCCAAGGUUCGUUGCGUCGCAGGAAUAAGAGUGCACCACGUAAUUCUUAUGAAGACUACGAAGAACGUGCAAUACCAACGUUGAGACAUUCAAAUACUAAUGAAUUUUUAAGGGAAUGCCAAGGUACAGCCCUACUGGAAGCCGAUCCCAAUCGCGGACGUUCGCGUUUAAAUGAUCGCGAACGUCGCCAGGCUGCACUACCUAUCCUCGUAUUUGGUAAUGAUAUGGUUGAACAAUUCUAUUCGAGACAAUUUCAAGAUCGCGAAGAUGGCUUGAUAAGCUUGCGAAAUUUCUUAAAAGGCAUAGAUCCUGAGCAACCGAAUACAAACAGCAAAUCCAACUGCAAUUCGGGUAGCGAGAGUACGGCUGGGCCGAAUAAGGUUGCGCGCAGCGCUGCACUUCUUCUCCACCGCGCCGUUCGUGAUGCUGUCUACUCAGUCUUUAGUCAAGCCACCGAAACGGUACGCGUGCUCUUUCUCGAAUAUGUGCCUGGACGCGUGUCCCAGAGUGAGGUGGCACGUUGUGUGGAUCGUUUGCUACCCGAACUCUUGGCCAAAUCUGGUGAUCCAUCAGCGCGCAUUCAUACACUCGCUCAACACACUAUACUCAGCAUAGCUGCCUGUCCGGAGGUGAUUGAACAGCAUUUGGUAGCGCCAGCGUUGUCGCGCAGCGUCAGUUCGGGCACACAUCCACGCCUGGCGCUCAGUCGCAUGCAAAUGCUGGAACAGCUGGUGCUCAGCCAAGGCAUUAGCACAGACAAGCACAGUGGUCUGACGUGUCGCGCCCUCUCCGAAUGCGGCUGUUCGGGCAUACAUCAUCCGGCUGAGCCGGUACGCAAAGUGGCCGAACGCAUACUGUUGUUGGUGUACAAAGUGAAUCCGCGUUUGGUGCGCAAGCAGCUGCCACCUGACGAUGAUAUAACGAGGCGCAAUCUGCUCUAUCGACAAUUGUUCACCGAAUUCGAUAAGCUAGAUUUGGAGCGUAAAAAGGAGAUGCUGGAGGCAAAUAAAUAUUCGGCACACAACUCCAGCGAUCCCACAUCACCGCCUGCGCAUCGUGGCCGUACGGAAUUGGAGCACUUUCAGCAUGCUACGGGCAGUGGUGGCGCCAGUAGCUGCGGCGGUGGCGCUGGUAGUGGCAGCGAUAGUCGUGGCAGUCCUUAUGGUUAUAUGUACAGCACAAAAUCACCCGAUCCGCAAUCUAGUCCGAUGCGUCGCUCGGAGACGCGUAUCUUAAAGAGUAAGAGCGGUCAUGCGCUAGGCGGCACAAAUGGUUAUGCGAGUGGUGGUAGCUCUGGUGGUGGCGGUAAUGGAAGUGGUGGCGGUGGUGGUGUGGUUGGUGGUGCGGGUGGUUUCAGUGGCGGCACAUUUGCCAACUGUAAUGGCAAGCAGCAGUAUAACGAACAAUUGAAGCGCUCCAUGAUAUCGGCAAGCAACUCUAGAAAAGGAUCUAAUUCUAAUUCGAAUUCUGAAUCGUUGGAGGAGCCACCCGACUUGAUACAUUGCCCAUUCUGCGAUUGGUGCUGCAGUAGCAGCGAUCAGUCACAAUUGGAUCGACAUUACUGGAAGUCAUGUCCUUUUCUAACAAAGUGCCCUCAAUGUAGCCAAGUUCUAGAAGUGGCGGCUAUGAAUUAUCAUCUGACAAAGGAAUGUGAGGCAAAGGACAGCUAUGUGAUGUGUGAGCGCUGCACAGAAUCGGUUCACAAGCAGUUGUAUGAUUUACAUCAAAUGGAGGACUACUGCCGAGAACUGAAAACGGGCGCUGCUCGUUGCCCACUGUGUCAUGAUGACGUACACCUGCCAUUGGAUGGUGGUUGGAAAUUACAUUUACUGAGCUCGACAGGUUGUCCUGGCAAUACAAGGCGACGUGCAAAAAAAUCAAACUAACUUUAAUGUUUAGUAUAAAAAAAAAAACAGACUAUAAUGUUUAGUA
Rhagoletis pomonella (apple maggot) is the source of this 3701-nucleotide messenger RNA. RefSeq names its product centrosomal protein of 104 kDa. The transcript has 8 exons. Lineage: Eukaryota; Metazoa; Arthropoda; Insecta; Diptera; Tephritidae. Gene Ontology annotation, cellular component: cilium. The coding region runs from base 473 to 3655 and encodes 1060 amino acids. The record is from RefSeq and is a predicted model, not a curated record.